Molecule: messenger RNA, 596 nt
Organism: Phascolarctos cinereus (koala)
Lineage: Eukaryota; Metazoa; Chordata; Mammalia; Diprotodontia; Phascolarctidae
Source: RefSeq, a predicted model, not a curated record
AUGAGUGCACGAGGAGAAGGAGCCGGUCAGCCUUCCACUUCCACCCAGGGACAACCUGCCGCCCCAGCGCCUCAGAAGAGAGGACGAGGUCGACCCAGGAAGCAGCAACAAGAGCCAACAGGUGAGCCCUCUCCUAAAAGGCCCAGAGGAAGACCCAAAGGAAGCAAAAACAAGAGUCCCUCAAAAGCUGCCCAAAAGAAAGCAGAAGCCACUGGAGAAAAACGACCAAGAGGCCGACCCAGGAAAUGGCCACAACAAGUGAUUCAAAAGAAGCCUGCUCAGGAAGAGACUGAAGAGACGUCUUCACAAGAAUCUGCAGAAGAUGAUUAGGAGACCACACCAUUCCAUUUCUACCUCAUCAGCAGUUGGGUCUUUUGAAGGGAGAAGACACUGCCGUGACCACUUAGUUUUCUAUUGCCAUGGUCUUUUCCACUUUUGCCUGGGGGAAAAAAAUCACAUAACCUUAAAAAGGACUUUAUUAAUCACCUUCUUUGUAAUCCCUUCACAGUCCCAGGUUUAGUGAAAAACUGCUGUAACACAGGGGGACACAGAUUAACGAUGCAACUUUUAAUUACUGUUUUCUAUUUUCUUAACCU